AUGUACCAACAGAACAGGUCACAGAUGCAGGCGCAAGCUCAAGCUCAAGCCCAAGCUCAAGCUCAGCAGCAGCAACAACAGCAACAGCAGCAACAGAAGCAAGGACAAACACAACAGGACCAGCAACCGCAAAUAAGCCGGGGUCCGGUUGGUGUCAACCCUGCGCAGCAGAAACCACAGAACUUCCAGCCGCUUUAUCCUCAGAUCCAGGCCAAAGUUAACAGCCUGACGUUCAUACCCCCUCCCUCGAUAAGCAAGGACCAGGUGGAGAGCUGGCUACAGGAAGCAAAGAACAGAUAUGGUGCGGCGUUGCAGAAACAAGAGCUGGGAAAAGUGAAGCUUGCUGAAGUUCGACAAUCGUACCAGCAGCGUCAAGGUGCUGGAAACCUCACUGCUGAGGAGAUUCAGGAAUUCAAGAACAGACAGCUUUUUGCCGAUAAAUUAUAUAGAGAAGGAAAUGAGUUUCUUUCCAAAUUCAAGGAUCAACAGGAGAGCUUCCGUCUCCAGCACCAGCAGGCGGCGGCAGCUGCGGCUUCCGGCCAGCAGGCAGGCCAGGGAGGGCAGACGCAAACUUCUGGUGCUGGAGAUCAACAAGGUGUCGUUAGCCAGGCAGCCGUCCAGCAGCCUGUAUCAGCGGCAGCCGGAACACCCGCUCCGCAUACUAUAAACUCCGCCGUUGUUGCAGCGCGCCACCAGGCCGGUCAAGCUCCUCAGGGACAGUCAGCUCCUGGAUCUGGAGGGACACACCCUCCGGCUCAGCAACAAGGACAGCCAGGUCAGCCUCAACAACAACCACAACAGCAACCACAACAGCAGCAGCCACAACAGCAGCAGCAACAGCAACAAAGUCAACACACUCAGCAACAGCAACAGCCUCAACAGCAACAAAGUCAACUAGGACAGCAGCAAGCAGCUUCACAACAACAAGCACAGGUUGCAGGAAUGAAACAACAACUUCCAGAAAGUGCUGGAGCUACUACUCUCUCUCAAACACCACAAAAUCAGGGUCCACCACGUGCACUCUCUCAACAAGGAGCAGUGAACCAAGCGCGUAGCAGCUAUGAUGUGAAUUCAAACAUCCACCAGUCCAACCAGACAUCAAACCACGCGCAUCCCCAGGCCUACAUUGGCGACCGUAACAUGGAUACCCGAAAGAUCAACAUGGCUAUUCCCAAGAAUCUCAGCAUUUCUACCACUCCCGAACCCGUUACUAUGGGGGCCGCCCGACCCACCCUCACCACUGGAGCCAGCCAUGGGUCCAUGGGAAUGAUGGGCCAGCCGGCCAUCCAAAAGCAUCCUGGUUACGUGUUGGAGGGAGAAGGUCAGCGUGUUCUCAGCAAGAAGAAGCUUGACGACCUGGUCAGACAGGUUACCGGAGGCGGCGAGGGAGAAAAGCUCACCCCUGAUGCAGAAGAGUUUGUUCUCCAGAUGGCUGACGACUUCGUCGACGAUGUGAUCACCGCUGCCUGUCGUCUUGCCAAACUCCGUCCAUCUUCGACCUUGGACAUCCGCGACAUCCAGCUCGUCCUAGAACGCAACUACAACAUGCGUAUCCCUGGCUUCUCGUCUGAUGAUCUGCGUACCGUUAAGAAGCCCCAUCCCACUCAGGGCUGGAUCCAGAAGAUGACUGCCGUCCAGGCCGCGAAGGUCACCCAAAGCCGCACUGAGUAG
Messenger RNA from Trichophyton verrucosum HKI 0517, 1671 nucleotides. RefSeq lists its product as uncharacterized. The record is from RefSeq and is a predicted model, not a curated record. Gene Ontology annotation, cellular component: SLIK (SAGA-like) complex; transcription factor TFIID complex; SAGA complex. The transcript has 2 exons. Gene Ontology annotation, molecular function: DNA binding; protein heterodimerization activity; TBP-class protein binding. Lineage: Eukaryota; Fungi; Ascomycota; Eurotiomycetes; Onygenales; Arthrodermataceae. Gene Ontology annotation, biological process: RNA polymerase II preinitiation complex assembly; DNA-templated transcription initiation. The coding region runs from base 1 to 1671 and encodes 556 amino acids.